CUUACGCUUUUCUGUCGUUAUAAGCGCGCGGACACGAGGUCCGGCAGUUGCCGUCCUCACAAUUGUUCUGAUUUCUCAUUUUCUAUGGCCAUCAUAUGUCCUUAAGCAUUCGGGGCAACUUCUUUCAUCAGACUGCCAUCUUUCCUCUUAGCCCUACUGCUUGUCAUUCAUGUCUGUUGAUGCUGGUCAUCGUUCUCAAGACGCCUUUGAUUUGAGAGACGAGAUCACUAUGCAGGGCAACCACCAAGAGGAUUCACUUCUAUAUGAGUCCCAGGAUGAGGAUCGGUCAGUGCUCGUAGACGAGGAAGAUGAGGAAGAUGACGCGUCUUCUACACUGUCAAUUCCUAAUGAAAGCAUUGAUUUUGAUCUCGUUUACUCUUUCCACACUUUUGUUGCCACAGUGGAAGGACAGGCCAAUGUCAUGAAAGGGGACAGUCUGUUUCUGAUGGAUGACAGCAAUAGUUAUUGGUGGCUAGUUCGCGUGCUGAGAACUGGCCAAAUAGGUUACAUACCCGCAGAAAAUAUCGAAACGCCAUUCGAACGCCUUGCCAGGCUAAACAAGCAUCGUAAUGUUGAUUUGGCUGCUGCCACGCCGGCAGAGCAACAGGAGGACACAAGACAUUCUCGUGAACGAGUCCGCAAUGCCUUAACCGCAAGGAGUCAAAAUAUGGAGCAUCAUUCUCCCACUUCGAGCCAUAAGAGCGUAAUAUUCACGGGAUCUUCUGUUUAUUAUUAUCCACCAUUUGUCUGGGGCGACCCUUCACGCGCUGUGGGGGAAGAGGGUGAUGAGCCCUGGGACGAAGACGAGUUUGGCAGCGAAGGUUCUGGCGUGGGAGUUGAAGAAGUGAUGGAAAUGAUAAACGGUAUGGAGCCAGACGAUGGAAUGUCGUGGGAGGAGGAUGCGGUCGUGCAUGGGCAAAUGGACCAGGCGGAAGCCAUUCAUCUUGGAAUAACUGAUGGAUCUACUCACACCUCUGUCUCCGGAUUGCACGUAGACGAUUUUGAACCCUCCAUUGAUGCACCUUCCCAUCCCUCUUUGGACACCCAUCCAUCAUCCCUUCGCACGCAGUCAUCCCGCGAGAAACUCAUGCAUCAGCUUUCCCCAAGCCCAGCUCCCAGCUUAAGGGAGAUGUUGGAUCCUGCAGAAAUUUCCGAGACCAAGAAAGUCACUGUUACUCCUUCCAUCGCCCGUGAAGAUGAUCUUGCCCCUGCUCCCCAUAUCGCAUCGAAUGCAGUUCAGCGUUCAUUUUCACUUAGCAGUGUCGCCAGUGGGGUGAGUAGUCAGGAGAGCGCUUCAAGCAAGCGGCAACGCGAAGACAAUGCGGAUUUGGAUAGCAGCGAUUCUAGGCGGCCUCGAUCGAAGGGGGCGGAUAAAAAGUUGCGCAAAGACAGGUCUGUCAGUGGUGAUAGUCGUGAUUCCCAAGACAGCGGAGAGCCCACUUCACCGUCCGUGGAGAAGGAGAAGAAGGAGAAGAAAAAGGGCGGAUUCAUGAGUUUGUUCAGCAGCAAGAAGAAGGAUAAGAAGGAUAAAGAUGUCAAACGGUCGGCAGCGGAGAAGGAGGCUCCAGGUAGAUCUUCUACCGAUUCCAUCUCCGCAGAGAAUGGAGAGGAUCCUUUACGUCAGGAACUCUCUUCUUCCAGUGCAUCCAGACGCACCGAAUCUCCCAUCUCUAUCCACACCGCCCGCUUGCAACAGAAGGAUCAAGAGCAGCAGCAGCUGUACCAACAACAUCUCAGGAAAUCCCCGUCUAACAACCCCGAUGAAUCCUAUGUGCCUGAACCUCAGCCUUCGCUAUCCCACGGCGCCCCAUCCAUAGUUUCUGGAAACCAGCCCUCUCAAGGUGCCUUACUUUCACCAGGUCAAAGAACAUCACGUCCCGGUUCCCUAAUUCUAACCGGCGCAACUCUGGAAGGCUCCUCAGUGGUUCCUACAUUAAGUGUUCUUCGUAUUUUCGCUGGUGGAAACUUGCAAUCCGAUGCUACAUUCAAAACUGUUCUGGUGAAUGCAUCUACAACCUCAGCAGAAUUAGUCCGUCAAGGGAUGCAGCGUUUCCGACUGCCCCAUGGUGAGAAUCCGGAUGAUUACUAUCUCUCUAUCAAGCAACUAGAAGGGGAUGAGGCUCUACUCGAGCCUAAUGAACAUCCUUUACUUGCGUUUGAGCAAUUGGUGGAACGCGCCUUGAGCAUUCCUACGGUCAAACGUAGUUCUGUCGGAAGCAUCAGCAGCGUCGCGAGCAACCUGUCAAUGCAUCCCGCAAUCGCGAAGCUAGAAAUGAAUGAUUUCACAGACGAUUCCGCAGUGAAACUCUAUCUUCACCGCAGAGUCAAUUCAGUUCAGGAUCUAGGACAAUCUUCUGGGCGAGACGUGGAUUCAAACAACACUUCGAUCCAGGCUUUGAUCGAUAAUAAUGUCGGGUCUGGGUCAAAGCACCGUUUGUCGAUCACAAUAUCUGACGGACUUGGGGCAGUCUCUCCCGAGAGAUUCAACUCACCCUCUGCACGUUUCUCUCUACAAGUUGUCAUCUAUCCGGAGGACCUCCCUGAUGGAAUGGUGUUUGAUCCGCAUACAGAGGCAAUAGUUCCAAAAUCUUCGUUACAGCAACGCUCCUCUUCUUCGUCCGGUCCGUCCCCUGGAGUCCCACAGACUCACAGAAAGAAAAUUUUCGCGUUUCCGAAAAACACUACCGUUGCGGAAGUGAUAGAAGCCAGUUUGGAGAGGUUUGGUAUUGUAGAAGGUGUUGUUGAGGGUGGUGAUGACGUGGAGGAUAAACCGGUGAAGCGGAGAAGCUCGAGCAGAGUGAGGUACGGAUUGUCGGUGGCUUACUCGGAUUUGCAACAACGAGAAUUGCAGCCAUCCAGUAAAGUAUUGGACGCAUUCCUACAGCCUCCAGCGUUCAGAUAUGUUGACAGACGAUCAGCUGAACUAAGGCGACGCUCUGGAGAUGCAAUACAGAUACUGGGCACCCAGGAUGACGUACAACGGGGCGACCCCACCUUCAUACUCCGUAAAUCCUCUGGCAUUAAAAGCGGCGGUAAUGCUCGUUUUAGGGGGUCCAACCACCUGGAUGAAAUAGCCCUACAUCAGAGGUACAGGGACUCCACCGAGUCAAGCCAACUUCACGGUGCAUCGAAUCGCAGAGACUCCGAACUCGUAGUGUCUCAGACUGAUGGUUUACUUGUACGCCAAAACGUAGACCGAGGUCUGGACAUUAUCAUUCGAGGGAAAGGAGUAGUGAAGAGUGCAAGACAUGGUGGUUUUGUCCGUUACGGGUUCAUUCCACCGACGGGAGACUAUCAUGAUAUUCAUUCCAUGGUAGUCGAAGAAUGGAAAACCUUGGUGAACAACAUAAGUGGUUAUCCACAACUCAGUCCAAACGAUGACAUACUCGAUGCCCUCGUGAGAAAGCCACCCCCAGUCCUACAGGAGUUCCUCGAGAAGGCUAUGAAUGGAGUGCGGCACGACACCCUCCUCGCAGCACCACCUCUCUCUUUAAGGGGAGAUGCAUCACCUUCUAUUUAUUCAGAAAGCGGAACUCCGGCGACAUCACCCAUCCAUGGCGAGCACGAAAUGUUGACCUCUCGCAGCGCGUCCUUGGGACAAGCCACCCAUUCUGUCUCUGCCCAUUUAAACUCCAUUGUCGAGCCGAAGGGUGGGACAAGCUCUGGUGCGGGGCCAGCAUCACCGCGAUACGGAACCGCUGGGGGACGUCGCCGAGACAUUCGCCAAUCCAUGGGCUCGAUGGAUUCCGACAUAAGCCAAUAUACCUCAAAUUCUGACACAAAGGAAAUUAGCACCAAGGGAAAAGCGAGCGCUCCAACACACCAAGAGGAUGUUGGGAGACACGACUCAGGGCUUUCUCGCAUGCUUGCCAUGAUUGAACUUGGGGCUGAUCUUUCCCGCCCGCCAUCGCCCUUGCCUAUCACAAUGGUCGACAGGCAUUUUCUCGGUAUCCCACUUGCAUCGGAUAUGUUACACCCCGUGGCGCGCAACUUCUUCGAGACUUCAUUCCGUCGUGUGGAGGAGGCAGACAAGCGCUUAGACUCUUUACUUCGCAUGGCUCAAGCCAUCGAUUCAUGACCCAAUUAUCUGUAUUUAACACUUCACCCACUGGUCCAAGAUCGUUUUGUUUGUAACUUCUGAUUACAGUGCGAGAACAAUCAACUCGUUCGUGUUCAUGGGCAUCCGGAAAAAGAAAGACCUUGCCAUCUGGAUUACGCAAUGAUUGAUGUUGUGAAAGGGCCCCAAUCAGGUGGAUGGAAUAAGUCCGUGAGCGUCGGAUCCUGCUGUUCAUGAAAGUCUGGGCCUCAACAGUAUUCGAAACAUCCGCCCUUGUCGCCACUUGGGC
Molecule: messenger RNA, 4346 nt
Organism: Cantharellus anzutake
Lineage: Eukaryota; Fungi; Basidiomycota; Agaricomycetes; Cantharellales; Hydnaceae
Exons: 4
Coding region: 170-4078 (1302 amino acids)
Biological process (GO): signal transduction; establishment or maintenance of actin cytoskeleton polarity
Cellular component (GO): cell tip; microtubule cytoskeleton
Molecular function (GO): protein binding
Source: RefSeq, a predicted model, not a curated record